AUGGGCGAGGCAAGCAACAGGCACUGCACCCAAGCACGGUGCAGACCCCACGGCAAUGAAGCCACGUGUCCGGGGAGGACAUUCCUGUACUGGAUCGGGCCAACCCCUGCGAUCUUCUCAGUUGAUUUAGAGCUGAUUAAGGAAGUGCUUACAGACAGGUCGGGCCUGUUUGCCAAGGACUUCAUGAUCCCCGUCUUCAAAGUCCUGCUGGGCAACGGGCUCAUACUAGCAAACGGCGACGACUGGAAACGGCACAGGAAAGUUGUCCUUCCAGCCUUCAACCACGACAGGAUCAAGAGCAUGUCGGCAGUGACGGCAGAAGCUACGGAACAGAUGGCGCGGCGAUGGUGUGAGCAAAUACUGCACAGCGGUGCUCGUCAAGCAGCGGAGAUACAAGUGGACCGCGCCAUCUGCGACCUGACCGCAGAAAUCAUCGGCCGCGCCGCUUUCGGCACCAGCCACCAGGAAGCCGGCGAGGUCCUCGUCCUGAUGCACGAGAUGCAGAAGAUGGGCGCCGCGGCCAUGUUGGAUGGCCCCAUACUCUGGAGCAAGAUCACGGCGAUGAUGCCGGCGCGGGUGGCCGCCGCCAAUUGCGGCGCUGGCUACGGCGACGACCUGCUCGGGCUCCUGCUGGAGGCGUGGUCGCCGGAGCCGGAGCGGCAAGCUGGGAGCGACGACGACGAAGGGACGACGACGACGCUGACCACCGGGGAGGUGAUCGACGAGUGCAAGACCUUCUUCGGCGCCGGGCAGGAGACCACCGCCACCCUCCUCGUGUGGACCGUGUUCCUGCUCAGCACGCACCCGCAGUGGCAGCACAAGGUCAGGGAGGAGGUCCUCCGCGAGUUCCCCGGCGGCGACGGCGACGUUCCCAACUCCGACACCCUCUCCAGACUCAAGUUGGUGAUAAUGGCGUCUUGCUUCGGCAUAGCCCAAAAGGAAAACGAGACAGAGCAGGCAAAAGAAGACAGAUACCUCAGCGUACUUGACCUUAGGGAGUUGCGCAAGACAGAGCAGGCAAAAGAAGACAGAUACCUCAGCGUACUUGACCUCAGGGAGUUACGCAAGCCGGCGGGACCUCCUGGGAGGCGAGGGAACCACGACUGCGUCCUCGAUGAUCCUGCGCCUCUUCGGCUUCUGCUCACAAAGGGUCAGUCAGACUAA
This is a messenger RNA of Miscanthus lutarioriparius, 1164 nucleotides long. The record is from the annotation of a GenBank genome assembly. NCBI's taxonomy places the organism in Eukaryota, Viridiplantae, Streptophyta, Magnoliopsida, Poales, Poaceae.